UAGAACUAAGUCAAUCAUAUAUUGAUUUAAAAAUCACAAUUACGGUAUUUUCAAAAAAAAAAUCACAAUUACGGUUUGAUUGACUCGUUUAGCACGCUAAAGCGUUUGAAAUUUGAGUAUGAAUACUAUUUGGAGUAUAUUUAUGUUGCAUGUAGCAACUUCUUUCUGCAACCCUUCCAUUUCUCUGAAUCUAUUCUGCAGCAAUCCAUUCUCCAAAUCCAUAUAUGAAUUUGCAGAAACGGGUUGCGUUUCUAUUCUUGAAUUUACACUUCUAUGCCCGAGCUGUACCCCAGGAUGAUUCGAUCAUCCAACACGUAUGCUUAUCAGGUGGGAAUUACACUCAAAACAGCACAUACCAGAAGAACCUGAACACAAUUCUGUCGUCUCUUUCCGAGAAUGUCGACGAAUAUGGAUUCUAUAAUGCUUCAAUUGGCCAAGAUUCCGACAGGGUUAGUGCUGUCGUGCUGUGUAGAGGCGAUGUUGAGCUGAAUCUAUGUCGUGGUUGUGUUAAAGAUGCUGCUCGCAAGAUUGUGCAGCAAUGUCCUGAUCGCAAGGUGGCGUAUGGAUGGUACGUUAAGUGUUUGAUAUAUUUCUCCAAUGAAAACAUCAUUGGUUCCAUGUCAAGUGACACUCUUUCCUUGCCCUGUAACAACCAAAAUGCCACUCAGCCUGCUAAGUUCAACCAGGAUUUGAGGAGCAUGUUGGACCGCCUGCUAAGCGAAGCCACUCAGGGCGGUCCGUUUCUCAAGUUUGCAGCUGGAAAUACGAGUGCACCGGACUUGAACACCAUAUAUGCACUUGUGCAGUGCACACCUGAUUUGUCUGCUCAAGGCUGUAGUGAUUGCCUGACGGCUGCUUUUGGAGCCCUGUCUGCUGCUCAGUGUGUUGACAGAGUAGGGGCCAUAGUGUUAACCCGUAGCUGCAACUUUCGCUAUGAAAAUUACCGUUUCUUCAAUUAUACGUUGAUCGAACCUCCUCUUCCGCUACCACAGUCAGGGAAGGAUGAUAGAACAAUUCCAACUGUUGUCAUUAUUUUAGUUCCUAUUGCUGUGGUGCUUAUGCUGCUUGCUAUUUGCAAUUUUGUAGUAUUAACAAAAAGGCAGAAACAGAAGGCCAAGAAGGGGGUGAAGACUAUGGAAGAUACAAGUUCUCUCUGUGAAAUUAAAAGUGUGGAGUCCCUUCAGUAUGACCUUGAUACCAUAAGAGCUGCAACAAAUAACUUCUCUGAAGCCAAUAAACUUGGACAAGGUGGUUUUGGUGUUGUGUACAAGGGUCAACUAGCGGAUGGGAUAGAAAUUGCUGUGAAGAGACUGUCUGGAAAUUCUCAGCAAGGUGAUCUAGAGUUUAAAAAUGAGGUUGUUUUAGUGGCUAGACUUCAUCACAGGAACUUGGUGAGGUUGCAUGGUUUUUGCCUGGAAGGAAGAGAACGGAUUCUAGUCUAUGAAUUUGUUCCCAAUGGAAGCCUUGAUAAGUUGUUAUUUGGUAAAUAUUUCUUCACAACCUAUCUGCAGAGGCCAGUAAUGGAAUAUUUGAACCACACCUUUUCAAUUAAACUUUGUAAUUUACAUGCAGAUCCUAUAAAGCGUGGAUGUUUGAAUUGGGAGAGGCGCUACAAAAUUAUAAUAGGCAUUGCUAAGGGACUUGUUUAUAUGCAUGAAGACUCUCGUCUUCGCAUUAUUCAUCGUGACCUCAAAGCCAAUAAUAUUCUUCUGGAUGGAAAUAUGAAUCCCAAAAUUGGUGACUUUGGUAUGGCAAGGUUGUUUGCCUUGGACGAAACUCAAGGCUCUACAAGUAGAGUCGUGGGUACUUAUGGAUAUAUGGCACCAGAGUAUGCAAUGCACGGUCAUUUUUCAACAAAAUCAGAUGUAUUCAGCUUCGGAGUAUUAGUCUUAGAAAUUGUAACUGGAAGGAGGAAUACAUCUUUCCGGUACGAAGAAUCUGCACAAGACCUUCUAAGCUAUGUUUGGAUACAGUGGCAAAAUUGGACGGCUUCAACUGUGAUAGAUCAAAUGUUGAGGGGUGUAUCAAGUCCAGUGCAUGAAAUAAUGAAAUGCAUACACAUUGGUUUGUUGUGUGUUCAAGACAAUGUUGCAGAUAGACCAACAAUGGGAGAAAUUGUUCUCAUGCUGAGUAGCUCAUCUCUCAGCCUUGCAGUGCCCUCCAGGCCUGCAUUUUUUGUGCACAAUAUCAUAACUGCUGGAACGGUUGAUAAUACAGAGGCUUCAAGAAAUGAGGUGUCAUGUACUGAGUUUUACCCCAGAUAAACACUUUAUAUUGCAGUGAAUAUAUAUAUGUUGACAGGUACAUCAAGUCCAGUGUAUGAAAUAACAAAAUGCAUCCACAUUUCA
Molecule: messenger RNA, 2348 nt
Organism: Ipomoea triloba (trilobed morning glory)
Lineage: Eukaryota; Viridiplantae; Streptophyta; Magnoliopsida; Solanales; Convolvulaceae
Product: putative receptor-like protein kinase At4g00960
Exons: 6
Coding region: 225-2264 (679 amino acids)
Biological process (GO): protein phosphorylation
Molecular function (GO): protein kinase activity; ATP binding
Source: RefSeq, a predicted model, not a curated record